AUAAAAGCUAGAGAAGUAAACACCGUUAGGGUUUGAGAAAGUGGUCGUCUCGGCGAUAGAGCGUUGCAACCCUAAUCGGAAGGCGCGCAGCUCCAUUCACAGUCACCAACCAUGGGUCGUAUGCAUAGCCGUGGUAAGGGUAUAUCCUCUUCUGCUUUGCCCUACAAGAGGACACCUCCAAGCUGGCUUAAGAUCUCUUCGCAAGAUGUCGAAGAAAAUAUCUGCAAGUUUGCGAAGAAGGGUUUGACCCCAUCUCAGAUUGGUGUCAUUCUUCGUGACUCUCACGGUAUUGCUCAGGUUAAAAGCGUCACUGGAAAUAAAAUCCUUCGCAUCCUCAAAGCUCAUGGACUUGCACCUGAAAUUCCAGAGGAUCUCUACCAUUUGAUAAAGAAGGCAGUUUCAAUUAGGAAGCAUUUGGAGAGGAACAGAAAGGACAAGGACUCCAAGUUCAGGUUGAUUCUUGUGGAGAGCAGAAUCCACCGUCUUGCUCGCUACUAUAAGAAGACUAAGAAGCUUCCACCAGUCUGGAAGUAUGAAUCAACAACUGCUAGCACUCUGGUUGCCUAGAGAAUGUAUCCACUUCCGUUCAUUUUGUUGCUUUGUGGUCGCUGGUCGCUGUUGAGCUAGUAAUUUGCAGUAUCGUUUGUUUGUUUGAAGGCUAGAUAGGUAAUGUGGUCUUAGUUUUGUUAAGAACCUAUGGUUAGAUGGAGAAAGAUUCUUGAACUAGUUUAGUCAAUUUAUCAAUGUGGUGUUCUUUUAACUGUUGGAAAAUGAGCUGUUGUCACUUGAAGACAUGGCUGACUGCAGUUUUUGGUUUUAAGAAAUAUAAAUGUUGAGAAUUUUUUAA
This is a messenger RNA of Abrus precatorius (Indian licorice), 847 nucleotides long. RefSeq names its product 40S ribosomal protein S13-like. Gene Ontology annotation, biological process: translation. Gene Ontology annotation, cellular component: cytosolic small ribosomal subunit; ribosome; nucleolus. The coding region runs from base 112 to 567 and encodes 151 amino acids. The record is from RefSeq and is a predicted model, not a curated record. Gene Ontology annotation, molecular function: structural constituent of ribosome; small ribosomal subunit rRNA binding. NCBI's taxonomy places the organism in Eukaryota, Viridiplantae, Streptophyta, Magnoliopsida, Fabales, Fabaceae. The transcript has 5 exons.